AUGUCAUCUCCAGCCCAAAUCACCGCUUCCGGGACCAACCCUACCAGCCCCCCUACCGAGACGCCCGCGAUCAGCUCCAUCCCAGGCUACCGAUUCGACCUCACUCGACCUGAAGGGAGCCGGAACGUGCGUACGGAGUCCGAUUUCGACUCUCUGCACGGCGCACAAGGCAAGCUCCAGGUCAUCUCCUACUUCCCACUGGGAUACCGUGGCGAGCCGUCGACUCACUUUGAGAAGAGCUGGGAGGCUGCUGUCCCCGUGGUCAAGAGUUGGCUCGAACACCUGUCGACGAGCUCUAUCGGGGCGGAAGACCACAAUGCAGGCCUGAACAAGGCUGCAGACACCCUGACAGCGGACGGCCUCUCGGCUCUCACUCCGUUUCUGGAGGCUCAGGCUCCAGCUGGAGAUUCAGAGGGGGGAGCCAGAGCUCCAGGUGGUGUCAUCGUGAUCACCAUGGGUGAUGAGAGCCGACGUUUUGACCUGAAGAUGCACCACACCGAUACCGCCACCGGUCUCGCGUCGUACUCGUAUAGGUACACCGGAGACACUGCGGCCGAGACACAGACGUCGAAGGCAGACAUCCUGAUGGUGGCCAGAACUCACGACGGCGAGUCCGAGGGCGCAGCUGGGGCCCUGGCGACAGGCAGCGUGUCCGUCCAGGUGAGGCCGAUCUCUGUGGACAGCUCUUCCGGCCUCAGGACCAGGCGUCCCAUCACUUUCACCCUGAAGCCCUCAGACCGCCCAGUCUUCAAGCCGUACACGAACAACCAGUUCUCGGGAGGCGGAUCCAUGUGCGAGGUGACUCUGGCGACUGUCCCAGAUGUGAAGCUGUUCGUUGAGGGCGACUGCAAGACCGUUCAGGAAGCUCUCGAUCGCGGCGAGGAGGCGACCGUGAGCGCCACAAAGGUCGGCUUUUACCCCGCUCUGACCGCCGAGUCCAUGACGAAAUUCUUCACGAAUCUGCACUCGAAGCACACCGUCCCCAUCUCCAAGAAGACACUCCGGUGGGUCAAAGAGAGCGGUCUUGCCGAGCGAGCCGGCUUGAGUGACGGGCUUCCCGAGCUCACAGUGUUUACGGGCAAGCCGAGGAACUUCGUCGAUCCUCACAACCCCAAGGAGUGGGCAAACAUGUGA
Dioszegia hungarica is the source of this 1134-nucleotide messenger RNA. RefSeq lists its product as uncharacterized. The record is from RefSeq and is a predicted model, not a curated record. The coding region runs from base 1 to 1134 and encodes 377 amino acids. The transcript has a single exon. NCBI's taxonomy places the organism in Eukaryota, Fungi, Basidiomycota, Tremellomycetes, Tremellales, Bulleribasidiaceae.